Liolophura sinensis is the source of this 4199-nucleotide messenger RNA. RefSeq names its product scaffold attachment factor B1-like. Gene Ontology annotation, cellular component: nucleus. Gene Ontology annotation, biological process: regulation of transcription by RNA polymerase II; regulation of mRNA processing. The coding region runs from base 39 to 3560 and encodes 1173 amino acids. Gene Ontology annotation, molecular function: RNA binding; sequence-specific DNA binding. The transcript is spliced from 20 exons. NCBI's taxonomy places the organism in Eukaryota, Metazoa, Mollusca, Polyplacophora, Chitonida, Chitonidae. The record is from RefSeq and is a predicted model, not a curated record.
UCCUGAUCGGCUACAAAGCUGCCAGCACGAGAAGGAGCAUGGCGUCCACAGAAUCAUCGACGAAGAAGAAAUUAGUCGAUUUACGAGUAGUAGAUUUGAGAUCAGAAUUAGAGAAACGUGGUCUUGAAAAGACGGGAAUCAAAGCAGUCCUUAUCGAAAGACUACAAAAGGCAUUGGAAGACGAAGGACAGGACCCCAAUGUGCUAGAAUUUGAGACGGGGGAUGGAACCCAAGGGAAAAGAGCUGUGAAAAAAUCACCAAGAAUGGAUGUUGAACCCGAGAAAGAGACUGAGCAGGACACUGUUGAUGAGCCAGAGGUUGAAUCCAAAGCAGAGUCAGAGCUCCAGCCUGAGCCUGAAGGGGAAACUGAACCCGAACUGGAGGUUAAGCCUGAAACGGAGCCUGAAGCUGAGUCAGAGCCCCAGUCUGAGAAUGCUGAGCCUGAACCCGAAGCAGAGUCAGAGCCUGAAGCAGGGCCUGUGCCAGAGGCAGUGGAAGAGGAGGAGGAGAUGGAGACCAGAGAGGAGGAGGAGGCUGAGGCUGCAGAACCAAUGGAGCAAACUGUGAACGGCACUGCUGAUGACUUGCUGGAGUCGGCUGAUCAGGAAGGUAGGGAGGAGGAGGAGGAUGAAGAGGCAAUGGCUCUGGGUCAGGAGGAGGAGGACAAGCUCUUGGGAGAGCCUGAGGAAGAAGUUACAGAGGUACCCCCAGUUACUGAAACAACAAAUGUGGAUGAAGAAUCUAAGCCAUCUGAAGAGACAACAGCAGCACCACCAACAAGUUCAGCAACAAUUAAGGAAGUAGAGUCUCCAGUCAAAGGAGCUGAAAUAGUAAAGGAGGCAAAGUUACCAGAAGCGUCAGCGCUUGUAAAACCAACGUCAGCACUAAAGAAAGCUGCAGUUCUGAAGCCGCCGAGUCCAACAAGCGUGCCCAUCCCUGUCCCUCUUACAGUCGAGGAUACCAUAAAAAUGGACACAUCUUUAGCUCAGCAGCAGACAGAAGACAAUGUUUCACUUAUAGUGCAGGUAGAUGACACUCAGUAUGAUCUAGACUCUGACAUUUUUGAUGGAUCCAGUGGGAAAGGGGAGAAAGCUGUCAAGCCUGAGGGCAGCGAUGGUAAAGAUGGUGCCUCGGCCUCUGCUGAAGUCACACCGAUCACAACCGAAUCCACCAGCGAGACCAAGAAAGAGGGCUCAGAUGGGGGCAAAAAGGCUGAGGACAAGAAAGAGGAAAAGAAAGAUGAGAAAGAUGCAAAAGUGAAAAGUACUGCUACUUCAAAGGAUACCAAGUCCACCACUAAAGAUUCCAAGUCUGUGGCGGUGAAGGGUGGUAGUUCUAACAGCCGAAACCUGUGGGUGAGUGGACUGGCCUCCUCUACCAGGGCUACCGAUCUCAAGUCACUCUUCAGUAAGCAAGGGAAGGUGAUGGGAGCUAAAGUUGUGACCAAUGCCAGGUGUCCUGGAUCCCGCUGCUAUGGAUUCGUCACCAUGAACUCCCCUGACGAAGCUGCCAAGUGUAUUCAGCAUUUAAAUCACACAGAGCUGCACGGAAAAAUAAUCACCGUAGAACGGGCCAAGAGUGAUCCUGCUGCCAAGAAGGCAGACUCUAAGACAGCAGAUACCAAAAAAGAAGAUAAGAAAGAUACAGAGAAGAAAGAUACAGAGAAGAAAUCUUCUGAGAAAAAGGAUGAAAAGAAGGAUAUCAAGAAAGAUGAUGGUAAAAGUGUGAAGAAAGAAGAUGCAAAAGCUAUGAAGAAUGAUGAAGGAAAAACAGUGAAGAAAGAUGAUGGAAAAGCAGUGAAAAAAGAUGAGAAGAAAGAUGUGAAGAAAGAAGAGAAAAAAGAUGACAAGAAAGAUGAGAAGAAAGACAGCAGAGAUGGUAAGAGGGGCGAGAAUAAGGAUAGGGGUCGCUCAUCAUCCCGGCGGAGAGAUUCAGAGAAGUCAAGGACAGUGGUAAUGGACAAAGGGAAGGGAGAGCCAGUAGUGCAGUUAAAGUCCAAGGAGGAGAAAGAAAGUGAAAAGAAGACCAGCCCCAGAUCCUCCUCGGUGAAGAGCUCGAGUCAGCCCAGGUCACGUCCCCCACCCAAGAAAGAAAUCCUCUCCUUUGAUAAAAUCAAGGAGGCCAGAGAAAGGGAAAGACUGCGAGUGAGAGAGAGACGUUUGAGGGAGGAAGAGACAAGAAGAUUGCGGAACCUGGACCUGGCCCGACAGAGGCAGCGCGAGGUGGAAUGGCAGCAAAAGAAUGAGGCUAUGAGGCUGGAGAGGGAAAAGGAGAGAAUCAGAAUGGAGCGUGAAAAAUUAGAGAGAGAGAAGUUAGAUGCCGAGAGACAGGCCCGUAUCCGGCUGGAGGCAGAAAGGCGGGAAAGAGAGCGAAUUGAGAGGGAAAGGAUACAGGAACAGAGACGACUAGAUCAGAUCAAAUUAGAACAGGAGCAGCAAAGACGCUCGAUGAAGCGACCUUACGACAGUCAAAAUGCCAGGGAUUCUGACCCUUACUGGAAUGAUAACAAGCGCCAGGUGACUUCCAAUCGCUACGACUCACAUGGAAACUACAAUUCUAAUGAUAGAAAUGACCGUUAUGGAGAUCGGAACCAGGACAAUGGGUACGAACGGCGAGUGGAGAAGUAUGACCGACGGGACAGAACGGGCAAUGUGGGAUCAUCCAGAAACGACGCCUCUAAUGGGCGGUACAGCGACUCCGGAAGGAGGGAUAAUCGUUCUAGUUCUAGAGACACUGGCCGUGGCCACAUGGACAGGGACGUGCGUGUUAGCCGAGAUGGAAGGGGUAGAGAUCAGGGAUCGCGCACAGGGACGGGGCGAGAUGUGGGUCGGCGAGAGGUAUCACAGCGGGGGGAUACACGCACAGUCAGCCGUGACGAUAGGACAGACGUGGACAGGUUUGAUAGUCGCACAGGGAUAAGGGAUGACAGUCGAGGUCGACGUGAUGACUCAGGUGGGCGGGCCAGGAAUCAAGAUGUUACCAUGGCACAUGACCGGAGAAAUGUCCAGGAAAGGGGCAGAGAACCUGUUCGUGACACACGAUCUGAUUGGAAGAAUGACCGUGGCAAUAUGGCACAAGUGGACAGAAGAGAUUCCCGCCAGACUGUGUCGGAUACCCGGUAUGUUGACGGUAGACAGUCAACCUCGAGCCACGGUGGUGGACGAGACUCUUGGCAGUUGCAGGAUGACCGGGGACGGAGUAAAGGAUAUAGCAGUGGACAAAAUGUCAUGGGUUCAGUGACCAGCUCUGGACGGGACCAGUGGUCUGGGGAUCACGGGAAGUUGGACUCGUGGGGUGGGGUGAACAAUGUUGACAGCAACAUGUCGCGCACAGCUGACCACAGGUGGCAAGGUCAAAUGAACACACAGACUGAUAACCGUGGAACGUUUGCCAUGAAUGCUGGACUCUUACCAAACCCAGGCACGACGUUGUACAUUCAAAACCCUGCUGCAGCUCAAGUGACCUCGUUACUGAUGGGUGGAGGGGGUGGAGUCAGCAGGCAGCAAGAUGCGCGAUUUGAUGCCUACAAAACUAUGAGUACUUCCAUGAGGCGGUACUGAGAACACUGACUUGUCCAACCAUUCAAACGGCCACAUUUCAUACAUACAUGGUGCAUGGACUUCGUGUUUCAUUUAAACAUUUGUGUAGAGGUCAAUUUUUGUUCCUGUGUCAAUCAUGUGAAGAUUUGUUGGUAUAAUUAUUAGACUGUCGUUUUUAGCCUGGUGUGAGCCAGCCAGAGUGGCAGAUUUUAAAUGUAAAUGCAAGAUCAAUAAAUAUAUCCAUGUUACCUGACUGCCUUUUCUGCUGAUUUUCUGGGGAUGGAAGCCCAGGAGUGGUAGACCCCCACCUAUACUAGGUAGGACACCCAGUGAUGAGGAGAAGUCCAGGUUGGACAUCAGCCUCAUUUGUCUGGUGUGCCUGGUGUGACUGAUCCAAGACCCAGCCAUAGAUGUACAUCUCCUAAUAUAGAAAACUUUUCAUUGGCAGAAUAAUUGCUAAUAUCAGUGGUCAGCUUAGAAAAAAAGUAGUGCACCUUAAUUUACAAAAUGGCUGCAUAAGUGAUCUUUUUUGGGUGCAAUGGCAGGUGGGGGCCUUAACUUGAACUCUCGUUACAGAAGCCGCUGAGUAGCGAUACCAGCCCCAGUGACUUAUUCAGGCCUCAUUCAUUAUGUGAUGAGAUUUACUAAAAGACUUCCCAA